AUGGAAUACGACUACGACCUGGGCGACUACCACCGCGAAGUGACCACCUCGAACCAAGACGUUCAGCCCUGGUUUACCCGCGGUCUGAUCUGGGCCUAUGCAUUCAACCAUGAAGAAUCCGUCCGAUGUUUCGAGAAGGUCGUCGCCCUCGACCCGGCCUGUGCCAUGGGCUACUGGGGUAUUGCCUUCGCCCUGGGCCCAAACUACAACAAGCCCUGGGAGUCGAUGCACGGAGAGGAGCUAAGGGCAACCACGCAGCGUGCGUAUAGCGCUAUAUCGGAAGCUAAGAAAUACCUGUCUGAAAUAACGGAGUUGGAGGUCGCGCUGAUCAACGCGCUUUCAACCCGGCAUCCACAGGCAGAGCCUGGAAUUUUUGAUAUUUGGAAUAAAGACUACGUAUUGGAUAUGAUGAGCCUUCGUUCCAAGUACCCCAAGGAUCUCGAUAUCGCGGCACUCUACUGUGACGCGAUGAUGAAUGUCACGCCGUGGAAGCUGUGGGAUUUGAAAACCGGGGACCCCACGCGGAUGGCAAAACACCUCCUAGUGAAUGAGGAGAUGACGAGGGUGUUGCAACUCGAGGGAGCGGAUGAUCAUCCAGGAAUCUUGCAUCUCUACAUUCAUCUCAUGGAGAUGUCUCCGACGCCGGAAAUGGCCCUCCCGACCGCAAAUCGUCUACGGGAUCUUGUACCCGAUGCCGGUCAUCUCCAACACAUGCCUAGUCAUAUUGAUAUAUUGAACGGUGACUAUCGACGCGCCAUCUCGGCGAACAAUGCAGCCAUACGUGCCGACGAGAAGUUCCUUGCAAAUCACCCGACUGAUCAUUUCUAUAAUCUCUAUCGUGCACACGACUAUCAUUUCAAAAUGUAUGCUGCUAUGCUCAGCGGUAAGUCAAAGGUCACACUCGAAACGGGCGCUAAGCUUGCGGAGGGAAUAACCGAGGAACUGUUACGUGUCGAGUCACCGCCUAUGGCAGACUGGUUGGAAGGGUUCAUUGCCAUGCAGAUGCACGGGUUCAUCCGGUUCGGCCGAUGGGAGGAAAUCAUCGCCCUAGAACUACCCUCCGAUCCGGCCUUAUACUGCGUCACGACGGCAAUGAUGCACUACGCGAAAGGCGUGGCAUUCGCAGCCACGGAACGGGUCCCGGAGGCAGAGUCAGAACGAGCCUUGUUCCAUGAAUCCGUGAAGCGGAUUCCCGCCUCGCGAACCAUCUUCAACAAUAAAUGUACCGACAUUCUCAACGUCGGGUCCGCAAUGCUCGAUGGUGAAAUCGCCUAUCGUCGCGGCGAAUACGAUGCUGCGUUUACUCAUCUCCGUGAAGCUGCUCGGCGAGACGAUACGUUGCCUUAUGAUGAGCCUUGGGGCUGGAUGCAGCCGGCAAGGCAUGCGCUUGGAGCUCUGUUACUCGAGCAAGAUCGCGUCGAGGAGGCUCUGGAUGUUUAUGCGGCUGAUCUUGGCAUUGACUCGACUCUGCCUCGGGCUUUGAGACAUUAUAAUAACGUCUGGGCUUCGCAUGGAUAUAACGAAUGCUUGGUCAAACUUGGCAAGAAGCUUGAGACAUGGAGAUUUGCGUCACAGUUGAAAACGGCGCUGUCCAUAGCUGAUAUUCCUAUUAAGUCUUCUUGCUUUUGUCGGAAGACGACAUGA
Molecule: messenger RNA, 1644 nt
Organism: Penicillium brevicompactum
Lineage: Eukaryota; Fungi; Ascomycota; Eurotiomycetes; Eurotiales; Aspergillaceae
Product: tetratricopeptide repeat protein
Exons: 1
Coding region: 1-1644 (547 amino acids)
Cellular component (GO): intracellular anatomical structure
Molecular function (GO): protein binding
Source: RefSeq, a predicted model, not a curated record